This is a messenger RNA of Penicillium antarcticum, 1326 nucleotides long. RefSeq names its product TBC domain-containing protein. The record is from RefSeq and is a predicted model, not a curated record. Gene Ontology annotation, cellular component: mitotic spindle pole body. Gene Ontology annotation, biological process: activation of GTPase activity; negative regulation of septation initiation signaling. NCBI's taxonomy places the organism in Eukaryota, Fungi, Ascomycota, Eurotiomycetes, Eurotiales, Aspergillaceae. The transcript is spliced from 3 exons. Bases 1 to 1326 code for a protein of 441 amino acids. Gene Ontology annotation, molecular function: GTPase activator activity.
AUGGCUAAACCUCAACCCUCCUGGGGUCUCGCCCCCGAGAUACCCGCCUCCCCGCGAACUAUGCGAACACUACGAAAGAUCCAGUCUCACCAAGUACUGUCAACCUCCAGCGCGCUCAUCGCCCAAACCCAGGCCUCGCGCGCUUCUGAAUCCUACGCUACAGACAAUGAAUCAGCUGGAUUGCCCGCCGCUGCGACACGAGCGCGGGCACACCGUCGAGCACGGUCGAAUAGCGACGCGGCUACUCGUGAAGCUCCAGCUGCACCACCCACUGCAACGCACAGACGACCUGCCCGGAAAACAGGUUCGGGGAUUGGACUGAAGCGAUCGCUCUUAGAGAAUUUCCUGCGCGAUGGCCCUCCAAAUGGAGAUCCCCAUGAGGGGCUUCAAGAGCUGAAAUACCUCGUGCUAUCCAGCAGAGUGGACGCUGAUGGAGAUGGCAUGUCGCCCUACCGAAUUUACCUCUGGUUGAUCCUUCUGAACGUCCCGCCAAUGCCAACGGACGACUACCUCGCCCUCAUCCACCGCGGCCGGUCCCCCGCUUACGCCAAAAUCCGCAAUGAUACGUUCCGUACCUUAGCUACAGACCCUCUCUUCAAACGCCGCGUCACAGAAGCAAGUUUGAUCCGGUUGCUCAAUGCUGUUGCAUGGAAACUUCACGACUCCAAGCCGAAACCCCGGUCUCGUCCGACAUCCUCCCGGCGGCGUGAGAUGGAGCUUCUUGUAAACACUCCGCCUAGCAUUGCAGAGGAAAGUUCGUUUGGCGGGGAGCUGGAGAGUAUCAAUAGUGGUGCUACAAGUGACUCGGCAAUCUACGUUCAGGGUAUGAACGUGUUAUGCGCGCCUUUCCUCUACGCGGCUCGCAGUGAGGUUGAAGCUUUUGCUCUGUUCCAUUACUUUGUUACUCGGGAAUGCCCGGGGUAUAUUCGCGGGGCUAUGGAUGGCGUGCACAGGGGUCUUCGCUUGGUUGAUCGAUGUCUUGAGGUUGUAGAGCCUAAGCUUGCGGCAUAUCUCUUUUCUAAGGGCAUGCAUGCCGAGCUCUACGCUUUCCCUUCAGUACUGACUUUGUGUGCUUGUACGCCUCCACUACCGGAGGUCCUGCAUCUGUGGGAUUUCUUGUUUGCAUAUGGACCACACUUGAACAUUCUGUGCAUAGUUGCCCAGCUUAUACGGAUGCGAGAUAUGAUCUUUGACAGCCCGAGUCCGAACAGGAUUCUCCGUUCAUUCCCUCCUCUCGACGCAAAGGAGAUUAUUGCAUUGACGGUUCUCAUUGUCCGGAAGAUCCCAGAGGAUCUUUACGCAGAAAUGAUUAAUCACGCAAAGUAG